ACCUCUCGAGCUCUCCGGCGAAACCAAAGACGAUUCGUACCAACUCCGGCCAAAUCCUUCAUCGUUUGAUUUUUCUUAGUAAUUCAUGAGAUUUCUUCGUGUGUGAGAUAGAGAUGAAUUGGGAUCGAGGUGAAAUCAAACCAUGUAAAAGCCCUCUCUUCGACCCAAAUCGGCUUCAUCGUUUCUCGGCGAUCCCUCCUUCGCCUGGACUUUCGAGGCCGAUUGCUCAGCUGGGAUUACUUCAAUCGUUGCUUCCAUUGUAUAGUGCGGUGGCUUCUGCUAGAUUGACUUCGUGCCUGGGUGCAUGUAACUAGGGGUGGAGUCGUGGGUUUAGGAAAAUGGCAAUGAGUCUGUGAAGUACAACGGGAAUGAUGAACAAUGUGGUGGAAGCAGUUGAAGCCAUCUUACUCUUCCGGAAGGCGAUUGCCUUUACAUUCUAAGGUACAGAAAAUUGAAAGCCGAACACGUGAACAAAAAAGCAAAACAGAGGGAAGAGCAUGGAAACCAGUUUCUAUUGGUUUGCAAAAGAAGGUGGUGGGACUGCAUCGCAUUGCCAGAAGAUGUUGAUCUUUCUGAUGAAGGAGCCUUCAGGAUGCAAAUAAAGAAUCUUGCAUAUACGGUUUUGUCUUGGAGUGUCAUGGACAACCUGUGAAGUUGUAAUCUGAAACGGUGGGUUGUCAUGGACAGGUAAAGUGAAGUGAAGCUGUUUUGGUGUGAAGAGUGAAGCUACUUUGUUGUCUUCUGAAUUGUUUUUUUGUCAUUCACAUGUAAAGUGAAGUGAAGGUGGGUUGGUGUCUUCUGAAGAGCUUUGGUCUCGUCUGUAACAGUUAAAUGUCUUGUGAAGCUUUUUUGUGUCGUGUGUUGUGCUUGCUAGUCUUGUGAACUUAUUUUGGUGUCAUCUAAGUCACUGGAUGUAACCCGUGUAGUGGUUACAAUAAACCCGUGAAGUGCUUUGUUUUUUUUUUGUCAACUAGUAGGUCUGUUCUAUAUAUUUCCCAUCUUCUACUCAGUCCUCUCAUUCUCAGCCUUUAUUUCAGUUUAAAUCCCACAAAUCGAGUGUCUUUGUAAAAUAACAUUCUCAGCCUUUAUUUCAGUUUAUUUCAGUUUUUCACAUUCGCAUGUCUAUUUGAUUAUAAUCUUUCUUUUCCUCAGUUUUUAACAAAUACAAGUCAAAACACCCAAUUGUAGUAAACCCAAAAGCAAAACCCAAAAUCAUUACCUAAGUCUCAAAAAAGUUUUAAAAAAACAUCUCAAACCGCCUUACACCAAAACAAGAUGUCAAAUUCGAGCUAUGAUGAAGAGAUGGAGGAAGAGGUUGAUGAAAUGAUAGAGGAGGAAGUUGACAACAUUGUUGAGGAGAUUCAACACCAUUACAUUCAUACAGAAGAUGUACCAUCUCCAAUAUUCAGAAGAAAUUACGUUGAUAGAGAUCGGGAAGGAGGCCACAUUCAGUUAUGGAAUGAUUACUUUAGUGAAUCUCCAACUUACACUAACGCUAUGUUCCGCCGACGGUUUAGAAUGAAUAAACCGUUAUUCAUGCGUAUUGUUAAUAUUAUGGAGAAUGGAGUCCCGUACUUCGUCCAAAGACGAGAUGCAACUGGAAGACUCGGUCUUUCCGCGCUUCAAAAAUGUACGGCAGCGAUUCGGAUGAUGGCAUACGGAUGUGCGGCAGAUGCUGUGGAUGAGUAUUUACGUCUUGCUGAAACCACUGCGCACAAAUGCCUUGAAGCUUUUGUAGACGGAGUAAUAACUUUUUUUGGAGAUGAGUACCUCCGAAGGCCUACGGCAGAAGACCUCCAACGAUUAUUGAAUAUUGGAGAACAUCGCGGAUUUCCCGGAAUGGUAGGGAGCAUAGACUGUAUGCAUUGGGAGUGGAAAAAUUGUCCAACAGCAUGGAAAGGACAAUAUUCACGUGGAUCUGGAAAACCGACAAUCGUACUAGAGGCAGUGGCAUCUCAAGAUUUAUGGAUUUGGCACGCAUUUUUCGGACCACCAGGUACAUUAAAUGAUAUAAAUGUUUUGGACCGCUCACCAGUGUUUAAUGAUAUAGUUGAAGGUCGAGCUCCAAGAGUUACCUAUGUUGUCAAUGGACGACAAUACAAAAUGGCGUAUUACCUCACCGACGGUAUCUAUCCCAAAUGGGCUGCUUUCAUCCAAUCAAUUACACUUCCACAAGGUCAGAAAAACCAACUCUUUGCUGAACGUCAAGAAUCAUGUCGAAAAGAUGUAGAGCGUGCAUUUGGAGUCUUGCAAGCUCGUUUUGCAAUAGUCAAGAAUCCCGCCCUUUUUUGGGAUAAGAAAAAAAUCGGAAAAAUAAUGAGAGCAUGUAUCAUAUUGCACAACAUGAUUGUGGAAGACGAACGACAUGAAUACGGUUUUUACAAUCCCUCGGAGUUCUAUCAAGAAGAAGGAAGCGGUACUUCACAUGUGGACUUAUCGUAUUCUACAGAUAUGCCAUCGAAUCUCACUAAUAUGAUGGGCAUUCGAAAUGACGUUCGUGAUACGAAAAUGCAUGAACGUCUAAAAAAAGAUUUGGUUGAGCAUCUUUGGCAAAAAUUCGGCUCAUCCCAACAAUAAAACCAUGUUCGUUUCUUUUCUCAAUUCCCAUUUACUCUUUUGCAAUUUAUGUACGUCUUUUUAAAUGUUUGUAUAAUAUGUUUCCAAUUAUGGAUUAUGUAAAAUAUGUUUCUUUAUUUCUAAUGUAAUAUAUGUAAUUUUAAUUUUUCCAAUUUAGUA
Molecule: messenger RNA, 2736 nt
Organism: Capsella rubella
Lineage: Eukaryota; Viridiplantae; Streptophyta; Magnoliopsida; Brassicales; Brassicaceae
Exons: 6
Coding region: 1276-2577 (433 amino acids)
Source: RefSeq, a predicted model, not a curated record